Messenger RNA from Penicillium brasilianum, 345 nucleotides. The record is from the annotation of a GenBank genome assembly. Lineage: Eukaryota; Fungi; Ascomycota; Eurotiomycetes; Eurotiales; Aspergillaceae.
CGAUGGUUCAUUACUCACCGGGUUGCCGAAAUUUAUCACAAGCCAUGCUAUAUAAAGUUGGAGGACCCUCGAAGUCGACUGCAGCCUCGGAGAACGUCAAGCAGCUCAUACUGAGUCACAAGAUACAGACAAGACGCAAUGGAAAUACCGUCCGUCCAAAAGGCAAUCAUCUAUGAUGAACCCGGCACGCUAUCAACCCAGGUUAUUGGGCUAUUAGUACCUGAACCGGGUCCUGGAGAAGUCCUCAUCCAUCUUACUCACUCGGGCGUGUGCCAUUUUGAUUUUGGAGUCAUGAUGAAUUCAUGGAGCACGCUGCCUGCCCCAACACCGAAGGGCCAAAAAUAA